Messenger RNA from Paraglomus occultum, 2640 nucleotides. NCBI's taxonomy places the organism in Eukaryota, Fungi, Glomeromycota, Glomeromycetes, Paraglomerales, Paraglomeraceae. The record is from the annotation of a GenBank genome assembly.
AUGUCUGUUAGCCAAAACGAACAAACUCCGUCGUAUAGACGACCUGGCUUCGGUGAUGAAUGCCGACAGAGCUCGAAAGAACGAAGGACGAGAGUCCUUACGAACAUGUUCGAGCUGAAAACGGACUCGAACCUGACCACUUUUCACCAAUACAUUAUGGAUGUCAAGCGCUACUCGAUGCGCGAAGACGAAGACGCUCGCACCGAACCUCUCACCGGUGCAUCCAACGACAAUAAACGUCUUCGAAGACGUAUAUUUGCCACGUUUCAAAGGAGACAUCAGGACGACUUUUUCAGAAACGUUGGCGUUGCGUAUGACGGUGGCUCCAAUGUCUUUACAACUGGACAACUGACUCUUAGUGGGAACAAGCAAGCCAACGAGCUCAUCGAGUUGGAAGAUGACCACGACCGUGCUGGAAACCCAAACGAGUUUUAUAUCGAGAUCAGAGAGAACAACAACCAGCCGACGAUCUCGCUUGACGAUCUGAAAGUUGUCUUGUUGGGUGACACUUUCGAAUGGACCUUUUUCAACAACUUAGGACUGAAAAUGCUCAAUGCCUUUUUGCACCAUAACCCUGCCUUACGAUACGUACAAUUUGGUGAAUCAAUCUUCGUUCCCGAAAGCAGGAAGUCGCUUGGAGGGGGUGUGGACUUGUGGCAAGGGCUUUUCGCAAGUGUUCGACCAGGAGAAGGUGGCGGAAGAGGAAAACUAUUUGCAAAUGUAAACGUCACCAACAUUACUGUUUAUGAACCAGUUGAUCUGGCUACGUGGCUAUGCAACUUCCUAAAUCUCAAGCAAGUUCCAACGAAACUUGAAAAUAAUAUGCGUGAAAAUGUAAAUAGUGUCUUGAAGCAUAUCAAAGUCCAUCCUCUUCAUCGUCCAGAUUGCAAGACAAAAUAUACUGUUGCUAAACUUGCUGAUGUAACUGCAAAUGAGUACAAGUUUCGAAACAACAAGUCCGGAAAAGAAGAGACAGUUGCAGAUUACUUCAAGGCAGUUUAUAAUAUAAAACUCAAAUCUCACCAUAUGAUUGAAACUGUUGGCUCAAGAAAGGACCUGAUCCCAAUUGAAUGCUGUGGCAUUGUUGAGGGUCAGCAUUAUAAAGGCAAACAAUUGACUGGAGAGCAACGUGCUAAUAUGAUUAAAAUCACUGCCAAGCACCCUAACAGUAACAAAUCAAUUAUCUUAGAUGGUAUUAGGAAUGUAUUAUCACUCAACCAUGACAAACUGCUUCAAUUAGCUGGUAUAUCAGCCAAUACACAGAUGGUCUCUGUACCCAGUCAUUUCAAGAAAAUGCCAGAAAUCAUGUAUUCACCAUUAUCUAAACAAGGUGCAACAGUCAAACCAAAAUCUGAUAAUGGUGCAUGGAAUCUUCGGGAUGUACAAUUUAUCAAUCCUGGUGAGGAAUUGAACAGUUGGCUUGCCAUUUCCUUUUUGCCAGAUAGAUUCAUAGAUCAAGCCAGAACAUUUCUCAGGGAUUUAGGAAAUCAAGCCAGAGUUCAAGGUAUGAAAGUUGCACAAAACCUUCAGCCAAGAGUUGCAUCUAUCAGAUGGCAGAAUGACAGACAGACUCGUGGUGAGAUCAUUAAAAUCCUCCUGAAUGCAAAAAAGUCAGAUUAUGGGUUGCCCCAACUGGUUGUAUUCAUUAUUGAAGCUGAACACCGUAACCGUACAGUGAAUGCUGACCAAUAUAAUGUUGUCAAAACAGUCAUGGAUACAGAAGUUGGAAUCCUGUCUCAGUGUGUUCAAUCACCACAUGUUAUGAAGAUAAAUAAGCAAUAUCUUGCAAAUGUUGCUCUGAAACUUAAUUUAAAACUUAAUGGCACAAACUCAUUUGUUAAACUCCCUCGAAUUGAUAAAACCCCUAUGAUGCUUAUUGGUGCUGAUGUCACUCAUCCACAGCCUGGUUCAAACAUGCCAUCAAUUGCAGCAGUUGUAGGAUCUGUUGACAGACAUGCUGCUCGGUAUGUGGAGAGACAUGUACAACAAUACAAAGAACCAACUACUGGCAAAAAGACUGGUCGUGGCAAAGAAGAAAUUGAUACAAUGACUGACUUGGUAGUUGAACUCUUACAGGAAUUCAAGCGCAUCAACAGACUAUUGCCCAGAGUCAUUAUUAUGUUCAGAGAUGGUAUUAGUGAAAGUCAAUUUAAACCAUUGGCAUUGGAUAAAGAACUUCAUUAUAUUAAGGCUGCAUGUGCCAAGGUGGCGCAGGAUUAUAAACCAACAAUUACCUAUAUUGUUGUUGGCAAAAGACACCAUACUCGAUUUUAUCCCACAGAUCCAAUGGAUGCCGAUAGAAAUGGCAAUGUGAAACCUGGACUUAUAGUUGAGCGAGAAAUUACCCAUCCAUAUCUCUUUGACUUUUAUCUUACCUCUCAUUCUAGUCUUCAGGGAACAUCUUGUCCCUGUCAUUACCAUGUUCUUUUUGAUGAGAACAACUUUCAGGUAGAUGAAAUCCAAGAUUUCACCAACAGACUGUGCUAUAACUUUCAACGCUCAACUAGAGCAGUUUCCAUUCCUGCACCAACUUACUAUGCACAUUGUGCAGCAAAGAGAGCACGAUCUCAUUUCAAUAAUGGAAAUUUACAGAUGACUAAACCAGAGUUUGCUAGUUGUUUCCUGAUGUAUUAUGUUUAA